ACGCUCUGCGCGAACGCCCGAAACUCAGGCUCAAAGUGUCUUCUGCUGCCGCUGCUGCCGCCCCCCACUCCACCUCCGGGAGAGAACCCAAAGAAAUGGUGUUACCUGGCAAGAGAUCUUCACUCUUCUAUGAAAAAUCAGACCAAGAGCUCUGAAGCCAGCAAAGCAAUAUCCAAGAGCAGAGCUGUUUGAGGAAUACAGCAAGAAAGCAGAGUUUCAGAGAGGGAUAUCAGGCCUUUAGGGUGAAGAUACAUCGAUAUUAGACCAGGAAUCAUUGGCAGUGACUUUUGGGCACAAAAAAUUGGAAAAUUGUACAACUGCGAAGGUUGAUCAUGGAAAUCAAAGAGGAAGGCCCGUCAGAGGAAGGCCAGCACUUUCUUCCCACACCCCAGGCAAAUGACACCGGGGACUUUCAGUUGACAAGUAUUCAGAAGUCACCCAAUGAACCACAGUUGGAAUUUAUCCUUGCAUGCAAGGAUCUGGUGGCUCCUGUCCGUGAUCGGAAGCUGAAUACCCUGGUGCAGAUCUCGGUAAUCCACCCCGAGGAGCGGGGGCUGACAAGGUACUGCAGCACGGAGAUUGUGGAGGGAACAAGGGACCCGCUGUUUUUGACGGGCGUCACCUUCCCAUCUGAGUAUCCCAUCUAUGAGGAGACCAAAAUAAAGCUCACAGUCUAUGAUGUCAAGGAUAAGUCUCACGACACCGUUCGAACCAGUGUCCCGCCUGAACAUAAGGAUUCCCUGCCAGAGAGUGGGCGAAGCUUCCUGGGCUAUGCCAGCUUUAAAGUGGGGGAACUGCUGAGGUCAAAGGAGCAACUGCUAGCCCUGAGCCUGAGAACUUCCGAUGGUGGCAAAGUUGUUGGCACCAUAGAAGUCAGUAUCGUGAAGAUGGGGGAGAUUGAGGAUGGGGAAGCCGACCACAUCACAACAGACGUGCAGGGACAAAAGUGUGCACUGGUAUCUGAAUGUACAGCCCCAGAAAGUGUGAGCGGAAAAGACAACUUACCUUUUUUGAAUGCAGUGUUAAAGAACCCGGUGUGUAAAUUAUAUAGAUUCCCCACAUCUGACAACAAGUGGAUGCGAAUCCGGGAGCAGAUGUCGGAGAGUGUACUGUCUUUUCAUGUUCCUAAGGAACUGAUCUCUCUUCACAUAAAGGAAGAUCUGUGUAGAAACCAGGAACUAAAAGAACUUGGUGAGCUUUCUCCACACUGGGACAAUCUACGGAAAAAUGUCCUUACUCACUGUGAUCAAAUGGUGACUAUGUACCAAGACAUUCUGACCGAACUCAGCAAGGAAACAGGGUCCUCUUUCAAAUCAAGCAGCAGCAAAGGAGAGAAAACAUUAGAAUUUGUUCCAAUAAAUCUACAUCUGCAGAGGAUGCACGUACACAGCCCUCACUUGAAAGAUGCUCUCUACGAUGUUAUCACGGUGGGAGCCCCCGCUGCCCAUUUUCAGGGAUUUAAGAAUGGUGGUCUUCGGAAACUACUCCACAGAUUUGAAACGGAGAGAAGAAAUACUGGGUACCAGUUUAUUUACUAUUCACCUGAAAACACAGCCAAAGCAAAAGAAGUUCUCAGCAACAUCAAUCAACUCCAGCCUCUGAUAGCAACCCAUGCAGACCUACUGCUUGAUUCUGCAAGCCAGCAUUCUCCAGACAGUUUGAAGAAUUCUUUAAAGAUGCUUUCAGAAAAAACAGAGCUUUUUGUUCAUGCCUUCAAGGAUCAGCUGGUCAGAAGCGCUCUGUUAGCACUUUACACUGCCAGGCCAGGAGGUGUCCUUAAAAAGCCACCCUCUCCAAAGGACAGUGCAGAGGAGAGCUGUCCCCAGGGGUCGUCCUCGCCGAUGAGAAGGCAGGAUUCCAUACCCCAUCAUUCAGACUAUGACGAGGAAGAGUGGGAUAGGGUGUGGGCCAACAUGGGGAAGAGCCUGAACUGCAUUAUUGCCAUGGUGGAUAAGCUCAUCGGAAGGGACAGCGGGAGUGAAGGCAGCGGUGGCAGCAAGGACGGGGAACAGGACCCUUCGGUUGUGGACUCCAUUGUAACUCACCCAGGGGAGGACUGGUAUGAACAGCUGUACCCGCUCAUCCUGACCCUGAAGGGCUGCAUGGAGGAAGUGGUGAAUCGAGCCAAGCAGUCCCUGACCUUCGUGCUCCUCCAGGAGCUGGCGUACAGCUUGCCCCAGUGUCUGAUGCUGACCCUGAGAAGGGACAUCGUCUUCAGCCAAGCACUUGCUGGAUUGGUUUGUGGUUUCAUCAUCAAGUUACACACAAGUCUGCAUGACCCUGGCUUCCUACAGCAGCUUCACACAGUGGGACUGAUAGUGCAAUACGAAGGCCUGCUAAGUACAUACAGUGAUGAGAUCGGAAUGCUGGAGGACAUGGCGGUGGGCAUUUCUGAUUUGAAGAAAGUCGCCUUUAAAAUAGUUGAAGCCACAUCCAAUGACGUCUUGCCGGUGAUCACAGGGAGACGUGAACAUUACGUGGUCGAGGUGAAGCUUCCAGCGAGAAUGUUUGAGUCUCUUCCUCUACAGGUUAAAGAAGGGCAGUUACUCCAUGUGUAUCCUGUACUUUUUAACAUCGGUAUCAAUGAACAGCAAACUCUUGCUGAGAGGUUUGGAGAUGUUUCUUUGCAGGAAAGUAUUAAUCAGGAAAAUUUUGAACUUCUCAAAGAAUAUUACACAAUAUUUAUGGAAAAGAUGCCUCCUGAUUACAUUUCACAUUUUCAGGAACAACAUGAUUUAAAAGGAUUACUAGAAAAUCUCCAUCAAAAUAUUCAAGCCAAAAAAAGGAAGAAUGUAGAAAUCAUGUGGCUGGCUGCCACGAUUUGUCGCAAACUCAAUGGCAUUCGUUUCACCUGUUGUAAAAGUGCCAAAGACAGGACGUCGAUGUCAGUGACACUCGAGCAGUGCUCCAUCCUGAGAGACGAGCAUCAGCUGCACAAGGACUUCUUUAUCCGCGCCCUGGACUGCAUGCGAAGCAGACAAACCCAGGGAGCCCUGAGUGAAUCCGAUGAUCCUGAAACAGGCUGUCUCUCUGAUAACAAGCCAACUUCUCGACACUUCUAUCCUGUCGCCUUGCUGCUUGUCAGCUCACACCUGCUAGUUGUGUGGCUUAUUUUAAGUCUUGCGUUACUCUUAGCCAAAUACCAAUAAGUUUUAUGUUGUAUUCCUUUCUUUUCUACAAGUGACAAUGGACUUUACAUUAUGGGGACAAUGCUGUAACAUUUCUACAUUUUAAGAUUCAGAGAAUUUAAAACUAACAGUU
Pteronotus mesoamericanus is the source of this 3261-nucleotide messenger RNA. It is a transcript of the gene INPP4B, whose product is annotated as inositol polyphosphate-4-phosphatase type II B. The transcript is spliced from 26 exons. Lineage: Eukaryota; Metazoa; Chordata; Mammalia; Chiroptera; Mormoopidae. Gene Ontology annotation, cellular component: cytoplasm. Gene Ontology annotation, molecular function: phosphatidylinositol-3,4-bisphosphate 4-phosphatase activity. The record is from RefSeq and is a predicted model, not a curated record. Bases 333 to 3149 code for a protein of 938 amino acids.